Molecule: messenger RNA, 2196 nt
Organism: Sporothrix brasiliensis 5110
Lineage: Eukaryota; Fungi; Ascomycota; Sordariomycetes; Ophiostomatales; Ophiostomataceae
Exons: 2
Coding region: 1-2196 (731 amino acids)
Source: RefSeq, a predicted model, not a curated record
AUGGGCAAGAUGGGUAUGGCCCGGUCGUGGACCGUCUUCUCACGGCCCCGCAAGACCCUGUAUCUCGUUCUCUCCCUGAUUCUGGUCUACGGGUUGGUGGUCUCAUGGAGAAACGCUUGGAGCCUCGCGUUGGUGCUGCGAAAGACCGACAUCGUCACGGACGGCCGGGUAAUUGGUGUGGUGCUGCGACUGAGCGGCGUCGAGAUCAAACAGUUGGGCGAGGAAGGGUUUGACGAAAACCAGCUGCCCUUUGACGAUGUGAAUAUUACGCAACGAAAGAGCGAUGACGAGAUCCGGAGAGAGUUUGACACGGAGUUCGAAGAGACGGGAAAACACCCCGGAGCAGGAAAGUUCUACGGCGGCACGCUGUCGAAUCUCGCAGCCCCAGCAAAUGCCAAGAAGACUAAAAUCGCCGUUAAGCUCACAAAGUGGAAGACGGCACCGAGCUUCAGCACCGAGCGCCCGUUCAAGAUGGAUCCCUACCCAAACUACAACUCGUGGUCAUGGCGGCGGUCGGGCAAGGCGCGUUAUGUACCUUGCAAAGGUCCGCUAGGCCGGUCUGUCGCGGACGUGUCUGCUUUUGUAGGACUUCCUGACGGGUUUCCUUCGCCCAGUAUCGGAAGCUACGACGUGUUCGCCAUUGACCAGCAUCUGUGCUACGAACGAGACACCCGGCUGGGCAUCUACGCUCUGGCCGAUGGCACGCGCGACGAGAUCGACUGGGGAGACGUGCAAAUGGACUGCGUCGACCGGAACCAGGCACGCUUCGACCUCGUGGGCCCGCCCAACGACCUGGUGACGACUGUGUACGGCGAGAUUCCUGCCGUGGACACCGGCGUCUCGACGGAGCGUCACAAGCUUCGCCGACGGACGCCAACUGUCGAUGCACUGGAUGAAGAAACCAACAACGAAAAUGGCCAACGGAGGUCGCUGACCGAGGCUGUACACGAACAGCGGACGGCCAUCCUACUGCGGUCGUAUACGGGCAAGAAAUACACGGAAAACGACCGAUAUAUCAUCCGUGCGCUCGUCGCGGAGCUGAGCCUGCGAUCGGGCGGUGAGUACCAGGUAUUUCUCCUUGUGCAUGUCAAGGACGAGGGUGUCAACCUGUGGGACAACCAGACGUACGAAACGUAUCUGCAGGAGUCCGUGCCCAAGGAGUUCCUGGGUAUGACGCUGCUGUGGAACGACGAUUUUGUGCAGGAAACGUACCCCAAACUCGAAAAGGGUUACGAGGCAAGCGUGCACAAUGCGCAGUGGCUCUCGGUGCAAAAAUUCAUGCAGGAGUUCCGCGAAUUUGCGUUCGUCUGGAACUGGGAGAUGGACGCGCGCAUCACGGGUCACGCCUACGACAUGCUUGAGAAACUCGGGCAGUUUUCCAAGCGCCAGCCUCGUCGGGGCCUGUGGGAGCGCAACGAGCGGUACUACAUUCCCGGCUACCACGGCGUCUACGACACAGACUUCCGGCUAUCCGUCGAGGCCAUGUCGAAGAAGAGUGCCGUAUGGGGCCCUCCACCGGACACGCCGUUCAUCAACCCUAUCGGCCCACGACCACCCACCACCGCGCCUCACGAUGACAAGUUUAAAUGGGGUGUCGGAGAAGAUGCCGACCUCAUCACACUGUCGCCUUUGUUCGACCCCAAGGGCAGUGGCUGGGUGCUCGGCGACCAAGUAUGGUCGUACGACGACGUAAACCACACCUCCGAGUCUCUGCCGCGACGCGGUGCCAUUGUGACGCAGUGCCGUCUGUCGCGGCGACUCCUCGAUAUCAUGCAUGUUGAAAACCUGCGCGGGAACCACGUCGGGUCCGAGAUGGCGCCCGGCACGGUGGCUCUGCUACAUGGCCUCAAGGCGGUCUAUGCGCCCAUGCCCAUUUUCAUGGACCGGCCAUGGGCGCCCGAGCGGCUUGCGCGCUGGUUCAACAACGGCCCGCGCGGCGGUUCUUCCGGUGGGCCCGACAGUGCCAUGGGCUGGGGACGGGAAGGGCGGUUCCGCGGCAGCACUUGGUACUACCGCGCCGACCCACCGCAGCGACUGUACAGCAACUGGGUGGGUUACGAGGACAACGGAGUUGGAGGCCUGGAGUGGGAGAUGGCGCAUGGACGGCCGUGUCUGCCGGCAAUGUUUUUGCACCCGGUCAAGGAUGUGGUGCCGACAAGUCCGGGCUACGGCAGCGAGUCGAGGUUGCCAUACUGA